UGACGUAGGAAAAUGCGCCUUGCGUUUUUCGCAUUCGCGAAUCUCGCGAUUGUAGCAGGUGUGAGCCUCGCUACCCGCCGUAGUUCCUGACCGAGGUGAGAAUGGCACUCUGGAUGUGGCUCCGGUGCCUUUUCGGGCCCAAUUUACAACGGAUCCACCGCUCACCGGACCAGACACGAGCUGACGGCAGAGCGAGUCGAAGGGGCUGGAAUUAUCAGCCCCAAGGUUUGGAAAGACACACAAACAGCAUCCUCGGUUGGGCAUCUGUACUGUGGUCUCUGUCAUACUACAGUUCUCCAUUGCUCCUCUGCUAUCUCUACAGGAAAGGGUACAUCUGCAGUAGUAAACUGGUUCCUCUCAGUCAGUAUGUUGGCACAGCGCUGGUCUGUCUCCUGGGAGUAGCCUGUUUGAGAGGGUUGGGCCGCUGGAGAAACCCAGAGUACAUUCAGUUCAUCACUAUCCUGGAAGAGACCAGAAAGAACAACACACCCAGCAACAAGAAAAAACUGGCAUCCUUCGACUUUGACUUCAAACACUGGCCUGCAGAUUUCAGCUGGAAGGAAGUCAGUAGUCCGAAGUUGUCAAAAGGUGGUGUGUCGCUGCUAAGACCAGAACCCAAACACAGAGGCACAGCAGACAGUGUGCUGAGUUCAGUCCGCACGCUGCCAUGCCACGUCUUAAGUUAUCUGAUAGCUCAUUCGUUUGGUCGGAGAAUGCUGUAUCCAGGCUCUGUGGGUUUGCUGCAGAAGGCCAUGAGACCCAUGCUACAGCAGGGCCUAGCUAGGCUUGUAGAAGAGUACGACGGUCAACGGAACAAAUUGGUGGCUUGUGAUGGGAAUGAGAUCGACACAAUGUUUGUGGACCGAAGGAAAGAGGGAGGGCCAAACGGUAAAACUUUGGUGAUCUGCUGUGAGGGAAACGCAGGGUUUUAUGAGGUCGGCUGCAUGAACACACCACUGGAUGGUGGAUAUUCAGUGUUGGGUUGGAAUCACCCAGGAUUUGGCGGGAGUACAGGAGUUCCAUUUCCUCAAAAUGAGGCCAACGCGAUGGAUGUUGUCAUUCAGUUUGCCGUUCACAAGCUGGGUUUUCAGUUGAACGACAUUGUUGUGUACGCCUGGUCAAUAGGAGGAUUUACAGCCUGCUGGGCUGUGAUGUCAUACCUCGAGAUCCAGGGUCUGGUUCUAGAUGCUUCAUUUGAUGACCUCUUACCACUUGCCCUGAAGGUCAUGCCAGACAGUUGGAGACCUUUGGUGACUCACACAGUGAGGCAGUACGUGAACUUAAACAAUGCAGAUCAGCUUUGCAAGUAUCAGGGCCCUGUGUUACUGAUCAGAAGAACUAAAGAUGAAAUCAUCACAACUACGGGUCCUGAAGACAUCAUGUCCAACAGAGGAAAUGAUCUGUUGCUCAAACUACUCCAGUACAGGUAUCCUAAGGUCAUGACAGAUGAAUCUAUAAGAGCAGUGAGGCAUUGGCUUGCAGCUGGGACACAAAUAGAAGGAGAAUCCGUGUACACCAGUUUUGAGGUGGAUGAUGAUUGGUGCUUAUCUGUGCUGCAGUCCUAUCAGUCAGAGAGUGAGACUCUGUUUCCCUGGAGUGUUGGUGAGGACAUGACAUUGGAGGGGAGAAGACAGCUCGCUCUAUUUCUGGCACGAAAACACAUGAGAAAUUUUGAGACGACACAUUGCACUCCACUACCCAUCACUGAGUUCCAGCGUCCUUGGAGACCUUAGAGCAGGAAUGUCCAAAUCAGUUCAUGGAGUGUCAGUGUCCUGUAGAGUUUAGAUCUGACCUUAAUCAAACACACCUGAUCCAGCUAAUCAAGGUCUUCAGGAUUACUAGAAAUGUCUGGGCAGGUGUGUUGGAGCUGGUUGGAGCUGAACUCUCCAGGUCACCAGCCCUUCAGGAACUGAGUUUGACACCUGUGCAAUACAGAAAGACGACCAAUGAGAUACAGAAGAGAGUGCUUGAGAACAGAGGAUAAAGGGAAUCACACACCGGUACAUUUGAGUCAAGAACAAAGCAGGGAAGCAUUAAGUUGCGACAAAGGCAAAAGUUUGUUUUCUGUAUACAUUUAAGGAGAUUUUUAAAUUAUUGGAUGGCCUAUUUAAUGGUUGAGGGUUGGAAGUUGAUGCUCAGUUUUGUUAUCUUGAUGUUAGUUUCAGUGAUAAGGACUCAUCUCUCUUUGAUUAUGUUUGUGCAUUUUUAUCCUCUAUUUUGUGAGCAUUGUAAUUAUGAAUAUGAAAAUGUAUCGUAAAACGUCAUGAAUGUUAUAUUGCAUAUUAAUAUUAAAUUAGGGAUGCUGUUU
Misgurnus anguillicaudatus (oriental weatherfish) is the source of this 2308-nucleotide messenger RNA. RefSeq names its product abhydrolase domain containing 16A, phospholipase (gene abhd16a). Gene Ontology annotation, cellular component: endomembrane system. Gene Ontology annotation, molecular function: glycerophospholipase activity; monoacylglycerol lipase activity. Gene Ontology annotation, biological process: monoacylglycerol catabolic process; phosphatidylserine catabolic process. NCBI's taxonomy places the organism in Eukaryota, Metazoa, Chordata, Actinopteri, Cypriniformes, Cobitidae. The record is from RefSeq and is a predicted model, not a curated record.